AUGGCAACAGACGCAGAGUUCGUGAUUCAGAAGCCCCUGGAGCAGCUGGGCUGGAGGCUCACUGUCCCCCCCAGGCAUGGCCCAGGCUCAGACAGAGGACCCAAAGGACGCGCCCAGGGCGCAGCAUUGCUGGAAGCUCAUCAGGAACCUCGAGGCCGCUAUUCAACAAUUCCAGAACCUACCCAGCAUGAGCGCAGAUAUGUUCUUUCAGAUGAUCUAAAAAUUGGCUUUUUCACCAGUGACCAUGCUACCCAAACAGAUACCAGUGAGAUUUUGCCAAUAAAAGAGUUAAGCUCAUCUACACAAAACUUAGUGCAGGUUAUUACAUCCCUUCAGGUGGAUUUUAGGUUCCUUAAAGAAUUGGUGCAGUUGAAGUUUGAGGAGCGACUUAAAGAGGAGUCUUCUAAUAUCUUCAUUGCUCUGUAUGACAGGAUCUUAGAGAUGGAGAAGCACUGUCACCAGAAUGAGGAGAAGAUUAGAAAAAGCUUUCAGCAGCAGUUAGCUGAUGCCAUUGCUAUCAUCAAAGGAAUGUACCAGCAAUUCUUUGAUGUAGAGGAAGAGAAAACUGCUUUGCAAGAUGCAGAAAAUGUCAAAUUGGGUGUUUUGUCAAGAAAACUGAAAGAGAAAGAAGAAAUCAUUGAGGAAUUAAGAGAUGAACUAGAACAAUGUGAAAGAUUUCAAAAAUUUGACUCCUUUUCCGAGGCCAGCUCUUCCAAAGCAAACUUAGAAAGAGAAAGCUGGGAGUACAGAACGGAAAAUGAGAGACUGCUCAAAGUCAUUUCAGAUCUUGAAGAAGAAAUCAAAGUCAGUUUAAAAGAGAAUUCAAUAUUAGAAGAUGAACUUAUAAGUCUGAAAGAGACUUCAGAACAGAAUCAGAGAACUAUUCAAAAGUUAAUGAACAGUAGAGACAGAUUAAAAUACGAGCUUGAUUGUGAAAAAGUAUUAGUGCAAGAAAUGUCGAUUCCUCUUCCUCCUGGUUUUCUGGAUAAUCAAGCUGUUUCUUCUUUCAGCAAGGACACUUCACGUUUCUCUCCUGUCAGCGCCAAGCCUAAGCUUGAGACCUCCAGCAUUGACACAGACACCACCAGCAAGAGCGACCAAAAAAAGGACCUUUUGGAUAAAGGACCCAAAUUGAAGAAGAUGAAGUCUAGACCUAAAACACCUACUGCAGUGUGUGAAGAAAAGGAGGUAGAAGCAUCAUUCUCUAAGGAUGAAGACAGAGAAGCUUUGAAAGCACAAAUAGAAAUAUUAAAGGCUGAUUUAGAGAACAUGAAACACAAGUUUGAAAGAUUUAGAAAGGAAUCAGAAAGAAUAAGCAAAAACUGGGAGAAGAAAUUCAUUAUUCUGAGGAGCAGCUUUCAUGCACUUAAGAAUGAGAUGUUUACUAGGCACACACUAUUUCGUCAGUUUGCAAUACUUGCUGAUACAUCCUUCAAUUAUACUAAAGCAAAACCUUUAUACAUACAGCCUAAAACGAACUCAUUGGACUUCACAUCCUCUCCAAUUGAUCACUUUUCUUCACUGGACAAGAAGUCUGCAAAUGUAACGAAUGAUCAAGCAUCUUCGUCACAAAUUCCAGCCUUUAGGCAGCCUUUGAAGUUACCCUUAAUGAAGAUCAGCUCCAGGGAUGAUGCAACCCCAUCUAAUGAAUCAGCACAAAAUGGGAGCCAGACAUCCUGGCCUGAGUAAGGUCUGCGUCCCUGGCAGGGACAUACUCUCUCCAAGGCUCUGCUGCAGGGAAUGUACUCUGCAAGUGCACCGUGCACCGCACUCUACACCCAGAUGUGCGCCUUUGCUGGCACCUUUCUAAUCACUUAGGAAACUGCUUACCGGUACUGGGUGACUGGUGAGCUGGGUAACCGACCAGACACACAGAUCCUGAGGGAAGCUCCCAGGCUCUGGGGUGUACCCCAUCACCCAAGGGUGGGAAAGACUGGACUUCCAUUAAAAAGUUUA
This is a messenger RNA of Cavia porcellus (domestic guinea pig), 1956 nucleotides long. RefSeq names its product chromosome unknown C10orf67 homolog (gene CUNH10orf67). The record is from RefSeq and is a predicted model, not a curated record. The transcript is spliced from 18 exons. The coding region runs from base 1 to 1689 and encodes 562 amino acids. Lineage: Eukaryota; Metazoa; Chordata; Mammalia; Rodentia; Caviidae.